This is a messenger RNA of Melospiza georgiana, 2756 nucleotides long. It is a transcript of the gene RNPC3, whose product is annotated as RNA binding region (RNP1, RRM) containing 3. Gene Ontology annotation, cellular component: U12-type spliceosomal complex. Bases 1 to 1587 code for a protein of 528 amino acids. Gene Ontology annotation, molecular function: protein binding; U12 snRNA binding; pre-mRNA intronic binding. The transcript has 15 exons. Gene Ontology annotation, biological process: mRNA splicing, via spliceosome. Lineage: Eukaryota; Metazoa; Chordata; Aves; Passeriformes; Passerellidae. The record is from RefSeq and is a predicted model, not a curated record.
AUGGCGGCGCCGGGCGCUGAGGAGCUGCGGGCGGGCGGGCCGGGAUCCGCGGACGGCCCGGGGCUGGGCGCCGUCCCGCCGCACCCCGGCGUCCCGCCGCACCCCGGCGUGUCGCGGCGGCGCGGGCGGACGCUGCUGGUGCGGCACCUGCCCGCCGAGCUGACGGCGGCGGAGAAGGAGGAUCUGCUGCAGCACUUUGGGGCCGUGUCUGUGCGGGUCCUGUCGGACCACGGGCGGCUGAAACAUACUGCUUUUGCCACCUUUCCCAGUGAAAAUGCAGCUGCAAAGGCUUUAUCAAGACUGCAUCAGCUGAAACUUUUGGGUCACACCUUAGUUGUUGAAUUUGCAAAGGAGCAAGAGAGUGCCCAGGUACUUAGCCAGCCUUCUGCCUCAGACAAGUGCAAAAGUUUAGAAGAACCAGUGAAAGAAGAAGAGAAGAUAGAACCAAACUGUGUUAAAAUAGAGAAUGGAAUUGCACCCAACCAUGGCCUCACCUUUCCCAUCAAUUCUUGCCUCAAAUAUUUGUAUCCACCACCUUCAAGUGCAAUUCUAGCAAAUAUAGCAAAUGCCUUGGCAAGUGUGCCCAAAUUUUAUGUCCAGGUACUCCAUCUGAUGAAUAAAAUGAAUCUUCCUCCACCUUUUGGACCAAUCACUGCUCGCCCUCCCAUGUAUGAAGAGUAUUUGCCAGUGCCUGUGCCACCUCCCCCAAUCCCACCUCUGCCUCCUGAAGAGCCUCCUUUGCCUGAAGAAGAAGAAGGACUUUCUAGUGGGGAUGAAUCAGAAUAUGAAAGUGAUAAUGAUGAGGAAAAGGAGAGAAUGACAAAGUUGAUGGAAUUAGCAACCCUUCAGCCUAAAAGACCAAUAAACACAAAGAAGCGUGGUGUUAGAAAAAAGCAAAGAAUUAAGGACAUGUUGAAUGUUCCUGUGUGUACCUCCCACAGUAACUCGCACCCUACACUGUCACCUUCAGAUGUCUUUGAGCAGCUGCAGCAUGUAGGUCAUAAAAAAAUAGAGUUUCAUAUUAGUACUGAGAUCCCAGCUGUUCUUCAGACAAACCAAGAAAAAGAAGAAAAAAAUGACCUUAAUGCAACCAUGGAAGAAAUCAAUAACACAGGCUUUGGAAGGAUUUUCCCAGCUCCUAGCUCAAAUGAUAAAAUGGAAACUGAAGAGGAAGAUGAUGAAAUACCAUCAGAAUUUAUAUCUAGAAAGGAUCUAGAAAAAAACAGACUUUCUAGAGAAGAAAUGGAAAAAUAUUCUGUUUUCAAAAACUAUGAGCCAGGUGAUCCAAAUUGCAGGAUAUAUGUGAAGAAUUUAGCUAAACAAGUUCAAGAAAAGGAUCUUAAGUUCAUUUUUGGAAGAUAUGUUGACUUCCAGUCAGAGGUGGAACGCAAUAUGUUUGAUAUCCGUGUGAUGAAAGAGGGCCGGAUGAAGGGACAGGCUUUCAUUGGACUGCCCAAUGAGAAGGCAGCUGCUAAGGCACUAAAAGAAGUUAAUGGCUAUGUCUUAUUUGAAAAACCCAUGGUGGUUCAAUUUGCUCGUUCAGCUAGACCAAAACAGGAUGCCAACGAAGGGAAAAGAAAAAAGUAAAACCCUGCACAAGAAACAUUCCUGCGUAAAUACUGCAAUAAUACUGUCAUGCAGAGUGUAUCCUUUCUUGUUGUAUCCUUUUUUGUGCAAUGUUUCCUGUAGCACUCAACUGCAUCUUAGGUUUCCAUAAUAGAGUAGGUGUGGGGAGGAGUUAACACAUUUUAAGCUUGAGCUAAUCUAAUAAUUUUAAAAAGCAAAGUUUUUCGGUGGGGGGGAAAGAAACCAAAGAGUUGUCUGUGUUGUGUGAAUAGACACAAUGAAGGUUCUUAGUCUUAAAAGGUGGCCUUCACCUUUUUCCUCAGGUACCCUAGUAAUUUGUGGUCUUAUUCCUUAGUGGAGCAGUUCGAGCCCAUACCAGCUGAUCAGUGUGAAGCUGUGCUGAGCUCACACUGACCAAGCCACCUUGUUUUACUUUAAAAACCUAUUAAUAUAAUAAUAUGUUGGCUAAAAUAGAUUGUAGAGCAGUUUUAAUAUUAAGGGGUUGACCAGUAUUUUAGGUCAUUUGAUGAUUACUGGUGUCCUGGUACAUGAGAAGCAAUCUGGAGUUGAUUUAGUUAAUACAUUCCUUACUUUCUCUUUUUAGAAUAAAGAAGAAAAUUAACAAUAUCUGGCAUUUAAGUAUUUGGAGCUGGACUAAUAAUCAACUAUUAAUCACUGCUACCUUUUUGUUGGUUGUUUCGGGUUUUUUUACAUUGCUGUCUGCACUGAGGUAGUGUUGUUGCUGGUGACCUACAUGUUUCCUAUGGGUUUCAUACCACAUCACUGUUUAACAUUCUAUAAUAUAAAAUUAAUACAGUCUGCAUUUAUUAAGAUGUAUUUUUCACAGACAUUAAGCACUUUUUAAAACACUAAGCAUCUUUCAAUUUAGUUGUCAAAAGCCAGUAUAACACUGCUGUUUUUUGGUAGUUCUUACUUUUAACAUGCCUUUGUGAUGUUCCAGGUCCCUUUUGUGUUCCUUCUCUUUCAAGUAUUUCCGAGCUGGGGAAGAAGCAGUGUGAUCAUCAGGACUCUUGAACUGUGCGUAGUUGCAUUUCUAAAGUAUUUAAGGCAGAGAAUAAAUUUUCCUGUCUUAAGGAUUCCACAUAUCUUUAAAUAUCACAAGACUUACUACAUCAUAAAUGUAUGUUAGAUUGCUUGUGAAAUCUAAUAAAUUAUUUCCCUUGUCUUCA